CUCAAAAUCAUAACAAUCGUGGGUGUUCUCUAACCUCAAAAAUUGUUUAAAAAUGUCUUAUCAAAUGCGAUAACUUUUUAUUCGUUAACAGUUCUAAAUAUUUAAUUCAAGAUCAAAUUAAGUACCAUUUAUUCAUCACUCUCACUGGAAAAACAAUGGACUUUGUUGCUGGAAAAGUGGCCCUUGUUACUGGAGGGGCCGGAGGGAUCGGUCUUGCUAUAGUUAAAAGUCUUCUUCAACAUGGCGCAAAGGGAAUAGGGAUUGUAGAUAUUUCUGACGAAACAGGACGCAAAGCUAUGGAAAUAGUUGGCCAGAAUAAAGUUAUUUUUAUAAAAGCAGACGUUACAAAGAAAUCAGAACUAGAAGGUGCUUUUGAAACUACCAUACAGACGUACAAGCAACUAGAUAUUGUAAUUAACAAUGCCGGAGUGGUCGACGAACAUGGCUGGAAAAACGCAAUAGCCCUGAAUUUGCAUAUAAAUAUUUUAGUUUUCCACAACAGUGUCAUUUCCAGACAAACCAUGACCGUUAUUGCUGGAAAAGUUGCCCUUGUUACUGGAGGAGCUGGCGGAAUUGGUCUAGCAAUGGUUAAAAACCUGGUUCAACAUGGUGCGAAGGGCGUCGCAAUAGUAGACAUUUCUGAAGAAGCAGGAUUCAGAGCUAUAAACGAAAUUGUUAAAAUUUUUGGCGAGAAUAAAGCUACUUUUAUAAAAGCAGACGUUACUGAGAAAACAGAACUCGAAGCAGUUUUCGAAACCACCAUAAAAACCUAUAACCAACUGGACAUUGUGAUUAACAAUGCUGGAAAAGUGGACGAAUUCGACUGGAAGAGUACCGUCGAACUGAAUUUGGUUGCUGUUAUCGAAGGUACUUAUCUCGCUAUGAAAAAGUACCUUCCAAAGUACAAAUCUGGAGAUGAAGGUCUUAUAGUUAAUACGGCUUCAACUUGUGGUUUCCAUACGUUCCAAGUAGCUCCGAUUUAUUGCACUACGAAACAUGGAUUGAUUGGUUUAGGGAAAGCUUUGGGUGGUGAAGAAUUUUACAAAAAAUAUCAAGUACGUGUCAUCACGAUUUGCCCAGGGUUAGUAAGCACACCGUUGUCUGAACGACCAGAUGGUUUUUUAUUCCCGGAACUGAAAGAUCUAGAAUUUAGUACCGUAAGCUUAGUAGCGCAGGCCCCGGAACGCAUAGGAGAAGGGCUGAUUGAAGCUGUCAAGAAGGGCAAAAGUGGAUCGUUGUGGAUGAUUGAAGAAGAUAAACCCGCGUACGAAGUUGUGGUACCUCACUACAAAACCAUGAAAGUUUAAGUACCUACAUAUAAUGUAGAAAAAUAUAUGUA
This is a messenger RNA of Zophobas morio, 1339 nucleotides long. RefSeq names its product 15-hydroxyprostaglandin dehydrogenase [NAD(+)]-like. The record is from RefSeq and is a predicted model, not a curated record. Gene Ontology annotation, cellular component: cytoplasm. The coding region runs from base 156 to 1307 and encodes 383 amino acids. Gene Ontology annotation, molecular function: oxidoreductase activity, acting on the CH-OH group of donors, NAD or NADP as acceptor. NCBI's taxonomy places the organism in Eukaryota, Metazoa, Arthropoda, Insecta, Coleoptera, Tenebrionidae. The transcript is spliced from 7 exons.